UAAAGAUAACUUAUGUGAAGGUCACAAAGACUAUUAGUCUACAGAAUAAUUAUAGGUAGAAUAAUAAUAGAGACUGAAAAGAUUUAUUCAAGAAAUGAGUCCAGAGAUUUAUUCUUCUGUAACUUCAAAGACACAACAAUGAUAAUAGCGUAUUGCAUAGUAAUGGCAGAAAUAAGGUCUGGGAUCCGAUUCAUCAUUCAUCGCAAUUUCGAUAAAGUGGAUUAUGGGUCUUUCAUGUCUGUGAAAAAGUUCACUGUUAGACUGCUCACGAAUAUCCCCUCCCCUGAGUCCUUUCCAUUCACAGUUAGUGAUGGCAAAUUCUACCCUUCGUGUACACUAUCGAUGUGACUAAUAUUAUUCAUAGUAUUUUUAUAGAAUU
Suhomyces tanzawaensis NRRL Y-17324 is the source of this 379-nucleotide messenger RNA. RefSeq lists its product as uncharacterized. The record is from RefSeq and is a predicted model, not a curated record. The transcript has a single exon. Bases 139 to 348 code for a protein of 69 amino acids. NCBI's taxonomy places the organism in Eukaryota, Fungi, Ascomycota, Pichiomycetes, Serinales, Debaryomycetaceae.